This is a messenger RNA of Diaporthe citri, 687 nucleotides long. RefSeq lists its product as uncharacterized. The record is from RefSeq and is a predicted model, not a curated record. NCBI's taxonomy places the organism in Eukaryota, Fungi, Ascomycota, Sordariomycetes, Diaporthales, Diaporthaceae. The coding region runs from base 1 to 687 and encodes 228 amino acids. The transcript has 3 exons.
AUGUCGAGCGCAUUCGCUGAGGCUGGCGCGUUGGAGAGGGGAACCAACACCAGUCAGGCACCACCAAUUGUUGUUGAGGCAAUGGCACCUGAGGUAGACGAAAUUGGCAACGGCAGUAAUUCCCAUGAACCGGGCUCGACUACGAUACCGUCUUCGACUGACGAAGAUGAUCUAGAUCCAGAACGCGAUACUGGGCAAAUUGGCCUUGCCCGGCUGAAAAGCUUCGACAGCCGCUUCAACUUCUAUCCUGCCUUUCCGACAGGUAGCUCAUUGGUUGUGGACUCCCUCGCUUGGGAUAUCCAUCGUAUCAUGAUGGAUAUGGAGGCCCAAAGGAAGAAGAUCAAGGCCAAGCACCAUGUCGAGCCCUGCGGCCUGAGGCGAGGAAGGCAAGACCGUAAGAAAUGGAACAAGAUGACGAUGAAGCUUCGGCGGAAGAUGAAAGAAUACAACCUCGCCUUCGUCAACGCGAAAACGGUGAACGAAUAUGAGCGCCCGCGAGAAGAAGCUCUAAAGAACCUGCAGGAAUGGCUGAACAAGCAAGACAACGCACUGCGCCACUUGUAUAACGACCAAGAUGCCGAUGCCUUUCGUAUGCUCGGUCCCAAACGAGGUCCCAUAGAGAGGUUCGUCCAUGAGACCUUACCAGCCGCCGGCCCUACAGGAUUUCUUCUGGUGAGAAGUCAAUGA